AUGGCGUUCACUUUUCAAAGUGUGUUGAUCACAGGAGCCAGUCGAGGGAUAGGAUUAGGAUUUGUAGAGCGAUUGGCUGCAGCAUCGCACUCUCCGAAGCAUAUAUUUGCCACUUGCAGAUCUCCACAGGGUGACACUGCUAAGACUUUAAGAGAACUUGCAGCAACUCGAAAGAAUGUGACCAUAAUUAAGCUAGAUGCAUCAGAGAAGCAAUCUAUUGAAGAUUCUGUGGCCUCAGUCAGAGAGAAAUUAGGUGAUGAAAGACUAGAUCUAAUAAUCAAUAAUGCAGGAAUUGGAGCGCCUGGAAAAUUAUUACAAACCACCAAUGAAGACAUGAUUCGUGUUUAUCAUACUAACGUUAUUGGACCGCUCAAUGUCGUGCAGGCCUAUCAUUCCCUAAUAACCAAAGAAGGGAAAAGCAAGGGACUUGCAGCCAUCGUUAAUAUAUCGAGCGUGGUAGGAUCCUGUAAAGAGACAUUUGCUGGUGGACUCUACCCUUAUGCCCUUUCUAAAGCUGCAUUAAACAGAAUGACUACUGCAUUAAGUCACGAUUUGAUCGAUGAUAACGUCAUCGCCGUCAGCAUUCAUCCUGGACGUGUUAGAACUGAUCUUGGUUCCAGAAAGUCGCCACUUAGUGUGGAAGAGUCAACUACAGAAAUGAUGCAAGUUAUUAGGUCUUUAGACAAGAGUAAAAAUGGGACAUUUUACAAUUAUAAUGGAGAUGUUAUCGCUUGGUAA
Trichoplax adhaerens is the source of this 738-nucleotide messenger RNA. RefSeq lists its product as uncharacterized. The transcript is spliced from 5 exons. NCBI's taxonomy places the organism in Eukaryota, Metazoa, Placozoa, Uniplacotomia, Trichoplacea, Trichoplacidae. The record is from RefSeq and is a predicted model, not a curated record. Bases 1 to 738 code for a protein of 245 amino acids.